AUGACAAAAACUCUCCUCGCUGACCCUCCCCUCCCGGACUUAACCUUCACCCCCCUCUCCCCGACCUCAGAGCACUUCCUACGGGCGUACACCCUCCUAACAGACUCAGUCGCCCAACUCCGCUCAACCCUAACCCUCUCACUCCUGUACUCGCAACCGCACCUGACGCUGCCACCCACGCUUCUGACGGCAGUCUACCUCCUGCGCACGCAGGAGCACCUCAGCAUGACGGUAAUCCUCUUCGCCGGGUAUGUGAUUGCCGUGCUAUCGGCCUGCGGGUACCUGAGCUAUGGAUACAUCGAACGGGCAGAAUGGAUGGGGAGUCAGAGUGGGCUGGCGGCUACGUUCGGUGGAGACAGGAAAAGGGAGGUCGUGGGCGCGCUCUGGGGAGAGGAGAUCAUUGGAGUUGUGAUUUUUGAGAGGGAGGGUGGCGAUGAGGUUGGGGUGAUCUAUGGGUGGACGGUUAGGUUGAGGUAUAGGGGGAAGGGAGUUGGUAGGGGGUUGUUGGAGAAGGUUGCGGAGGUUUGUGGGGGAAGGGUGAGGUUUGCGGAGGAUCAUGUUCGUAUGUUUCCCCCAUCUUAUCCUGUUUCCGUCUCUCGCCAGCGGGCGAGUAUUAACUGAGAACCAUAGACUCUUACAGACUCCCAAGAAUACCGGCAAUGUUUAACAAAGUCUUUGACAAACGAGAAAUCAGAGCACAAAAAAUGCUGGAGGAUGUUUUGAAAUCA
Messenger RNA from Tuber aestivum (summer truffle), 728 nucleotides. The record is from the annotation of a GenBank genome assembly. NCBI's taxonomy places the organism in Eukaryota, Fungi, Ascomycota, Pezizomycetes, Pezizales, Tuberaceae.